AUGAAGGUGUUUGAUUUAGUAUAUGCCUGUAUUUUUACAAUACAUGGCGUUUUGCUGACCAAUGUUUUGGCUGAUCCAGCCAUUGCUCCUACAAUCACGCCAGUUUUAGGGCCGGAAGAGUGGCCAGAAGACAAGAUACCAGCUGGAAGGGGUGCAGUUGCUGACAGCUUUCUUUAUUCUAUAGAGACUACUAUCGUAGCUACAAACGCACGAGAUGGUGACCAGUUAUAUAGUCUUGAACAACAAGGGAGCUCCAGAUUCAACGGUUCACUCAUUGCAUCCAUGAUCAAAGGUUCCAUUGAAUUAGCAAAUGAACGUGCUGCUAAGCACAAGGAUCCAAAGGACAGGGACCACCGAGAAAGGGACCCAUAUGCGCCCUUCAACACUAGCUGCCCCGAGCAUCCUUUGGUUCGGAAUAGUGAUGGGUUGAGCGAACAUGAAAAGAAGUACAUAUCCGAAAGACGCAAAAAGACAAACGCAAAUCUUUUAGAAUUUCUCAAGAGAGCAAACCUUGAUGACUUUGAUCCUGAAGAGUUCAUAAACCAGAAUGUAGAUUCUCAUAGCAUUACAAUAGGACUAGCAUUUAGUGGUGGUGGGUUUAGAGCAAUGUUAAGUGGUGCGGGACAAAUGAUGGGUUUGGACGGAAGAUAUGAACCUGCCAAUACUCAAGGCUUGGGUGGUUUACUCCAAAGCACAAGCUACAUUUCUGGAUUAUCUGGGGGGAGUUGGUUGAUUGGUCUGUUGGUUUUGGGCAACUGGAUAGCAGUAUCCGAUAUACUAGACGGGAAAAUACCCAUUUGGAACUUGCGAAAUUCAAUUCUUACUACUGAAGGAAUAAAUACAAUACUUAAUACAGCUCAUUAUCAUAGGAUAAAGACGUCCAUAGAAGCAAAGGCGAAAGCUGGCUUCGUUACAACUAUAACCGACAUUUGGGGACGAGCUAUUGCUCACCAACUUAUACAAGGAGAUAGCAGGGGUGUUACUUGGUCAAGCAUCAGGGAACUAGAAACGUUCAAAAACCAUGAAAUUCCAUUUCCUAUUGUUUUAGCCAAUGGAAGACAUCCAGAAAGUUAUACAAUUAAUGAAAAUUCAACAAUUUUCGAGAUUACUCCAUAUGAGCUAGGAACUUGGGAUCCGUCCCUUCAUGCAUUUACUGACAUUGAGUACCUAGGGUCUUUAUUCGGAGAAGGACAACAAGAAACUAGCAGGAAGUGUAGGAAAAACUUUGAUAAUGCCGGUUUUAUAAUGGGAACUUCAUCUUCACUAUUCAAUCAGAUGAUUCUUUAUGUUGAUGAUUACGAUAUUCCUUCAAUAGCGAAACCCGCCGUUAAAGGAGUUCUCUCAAUAUUGAGUAAUAAAUCAGCGGAUAUUGCUGUAUAUGACCCAAAUCCAUUUUAUGAUUGGGAAGGAGCAGGCGAAAUUACUAUGGCUAAGCAUGAAAGCCUAUACUUAGUUGAUGGGGGAGAAGAUGGACAGAACGUUCCAAUUUACCCUUUGAUCCAACCUUCUAGAAAAGUUGAUGUUAUAUUCACAUUUGAUAAUUCAGCAGAUACAAAACAAUCAUGGCCUAAUGGAUUUUCUCUAGUCGCAACAUAUCUUCGACAAUUUUCCAAACAGGGGAAAGGAAAACCAUUUCCUUUUGUUCCACAUACUAGCACUUUUGAAAAUGACAAUCUAACCGAGAAACCAAUAUUCUUUGGAUGUUAUGCAGAGGAGCUAUCCCCAUUGGUAUAUUGGCAUGACAGGCCAGUACUCAAAGAGACAGAUAUCCCAUUAGUGAUUGCAAUAUUUAACAGAGCGGUGUCCUACGAGUCUAAUUUAUCUACCAUCAAGCUACAAUACGCAGACCAAGAGAAGGAAGGAGUAAUUAUGAAUGGGUUUGAUAUAGUCACUAGAAACAAACUUUCUGAAGAUGAAGAAUGGACUGCUUGUGUGGGGUGUGCAAUCAUAAGGAGACAACAAGAACGGUUAGGACAUGAACAAUCUAAUCAAUGUAAGGAAUGUUUCGACAGGUAUUGUUGGAAAGGAGGGAUGAAGGAUGCUGCAAAUGCUCCUGAGGUUCAUUUGGAAGAAAUGUCUUCCCGUGCUGAAGAACCUUCCGAAUCAGGAAAUGCAUCUGAAGAAAAAUCCCAACCUACUAAAGAGAGUUUUGGAACUAGAUUUCAACUCAGCUUAUUCCAUGUUGCAAUCUUGAUCUGUAUUUCGCUAUACUUCACAAAAAUGAUUUAA
Messenger RNA from Hemisphaericaspora subhashii, 2229 nucleotides. It is a transcript of the gene PLB5, whose product is annotated as Plb5p. Gene Ontology annotation, molecular function: A2-type glycerophospholipase activity. Gene Ontology annotation, cellular component: extracellular region; cytosol; plasma membrane. Gene Ontology annotation, biological process: glycerophospholipid catabolic process. The transcript has a single exon. The record is from RefSeq and is a predicted model, not a curated record. Bases 1 to 2229 code for a protein of 742 amino acids. Lineage: Eukaryota; Fungi; Ascomycota; Pichiomycetes; Serinales; Debaryomycetaceae.